Messenger RNA from Closterium sp. Naga37s-1, 1443 nucleotides. The record is from the annotation of a GenBank genome assembly. Lineage: Eukaryota; Viridiplantae; Streptophyta; Zygnematophyceae; Desmidiales; Closteriaceae.
AUGACGGGAGUAGCAUCAGAGCAAGAGGUGCAGGAGGCGGGGGAGCAACCGGUGGAAGUCUCGCGUAACGUGGAAGAAGCGGAAGCGGGGGAAAAAUCAGGAGGAAGCGCGGCUCCGGUGGAAGAGGCGGAAGCGGGGGGAGAAUCCGAGGGAAGCGCGGAUCGGGCGGAUGAUGAGGGGGCUUUGUUAGGCGAAGGGGAAGAGAGAGAGGAGGAGGACGGAGAGGAGGGGGAAGAGGGAGAGGAAGAGGAGGGAGAGGAAGAGGAGAGGGAGGAGGGCGAGGAGGGAGAGGAGGAAGAGGAAGAGGAGAGGGAGGAGGGGGAGGAGGGCGAGGAGGGCGAGGAGGGCGAGGAGGGGGAGGAGGGCGAGGAGGGGGAGGAAGGGGAGGAAGAGUAUAUGGAGGGGGAGGAGGGGGAGGAGGGUGAGGAGGGUGAGGAAGGGGAGGAAGAGUAUAUGUUGAAACUUGACGACUACGCCCGCUCCUUCGCCCCCAUAGUUUGGGAACCCAAAAUCACCCUUCCCUCCACUUCCUCCUCCACCUUCUCCUCCUCCUCCUCCUCCUCCUCUCCCUUCUCCCUAUCCUCCCUCUCCUCCUCCCUCUUUUCCCCCUCCCUUUUCUCACACUCUCGCCACAAAAUCAAGCCUGCUAAAGCUAAACCGCCCCCUCAAAAACCCGGCGCUGGUGCUGACGUGGCAAGGGGCAAGACUGACGUGGCGAGGGGGAAGAGCACCGGCAUCAGGGGAGUCACUGUAGCCACGACUGGGUCGGCACGGAUCGUCUUGCGGGAAGCUUCCGAACUGGGCGGCAUUAGAAGCACGACUGGGAUUCGAUUGUCUGUUAUCAAACAGAAAGAGAAGGAGGGAGGGGAGGGGAAGGGAGGUAAGGGAGGGGAGGGAGGAGAGGGGAAAGGGAGCGUGGGAGGAGGAGGCGGAGGGGGAGGAAGGGGAGGUGGGGAAGGGGAAGGGGGAGGGAAGGGGAGGGAGAAGUGGGUGGAGGGGCAGUUGCAGGUGCCCCCGAAGGACCCUCACAAGCUGGCGCAGAUUGCACGCAAGAACAAACCCAACACCGCCGGACCGAAAUGGUACGACCUUCCUGCACCGGAUAUAACUCCUGAGAUCAAGACAGAGCUUCAGUUGCUGCGGAUGAGGAACGUUCUAGAUCCCAAGAGACAUUAUCGAUCGGCAGACUCUAAGAAGCUUCCGACACACUUUCAGAUAGGCACAGUGGUGGAGGGAGCAGCAGAUUUCUACAGUAGCAGGCUGACGAGGAGGGAGAGGAAGCAGAGCUUUGCAGCAGAGCUGUUGCAUGAUGAGGACUUGAAGAAAUACAGGAAGCGCAAGUUCCUGGAAAUUGCGGAGGAGAAUCAGCGCAAAGGCAGGAGGCACCUGGUGAAGAAGCAGGACAGGAAGAAUCCCACGUGGGCCAGAGCAGCACCUAAGUGA